AUGGAAACACAUCGUCUGGUGGGGAUUCCUCUGUCCAGGAAGCUGUGGUAUGCCGUGGGAGGUGUGCCAUAUCAGAUUACUACUGCUGCCAUUGGCUUCUCCUUACAGAUUUUCCUGCUAAACGUUGUACAGAUCGAGGCCUUCUAUGUUUCUCUGAUCCUGUUUGUGAGUCGGGCCUGGGAUGCUGUGACAGAGUCGGGCCUGGGGUACUUGGUGAGCCGCAGUGGCUUGACACCCAUUGGUAAACUCAUGCCAUGGGUGGUUCUCGCUAUGCCUUUUGGGGUCCUCUCCUAUGUCCUGCUGUGGUUCAUGCCCCAAGGCUCCAUGUCUCAAGCCUUCAGUGUUCCCUGGUACCUCACAGCAAGCUGCCUGUUUGAGACCCUCAUGACUUGUUUUAAUGUGCCUUAUCUUUCGCUGAGCAUGUUUUUGGGUGGAGACCAGAGAGACAGAGACUCUACCACAGCCUACAGGAUGAGUGUGGAAAUGCUGGCAAUGCUGGUGGCCUCAGCAAUUCAGGGUCAGGUUGUGGCUGUAUACAACACAGAGAGGGCUGCAGCCUGUCAACAGCUUGACACCCCUGCGCCACAGACAGUUACACAUCCCUGGCGUAAGGCUUUCCUGACCUCAGCGCUGGUCAUAGGCGGGCUGUUCUUCCUCUGCUGCACGGUCCUCUUCCUGGGGGUGAAGGAGCAGCAGGCUCCCCUCUAUAGUCUGGCUAGAGUGCGUCUGUCCUAUCUCACCACUCUAAAGAUGUUAGUGUGCCACAUUCCUUACCAACGACUGGUCCUUGGCCUCCUCUUUGCUGCACUUGCCUUUCAGAUGUCUUUGGGGAAUUUUGCACUGUUCUGUACCCAUGUAGCUGGGCUUGGGGCCCAGUUCCAACACCUUCUCCUGGCUCUGCUGAUAACAGCCAUUAUAGCUGUUCCACUGUGGAAGGCAAUCCUGGUACGAGUUGGGAAAAAGACCACACUCUUCAUCGGCCUAUCUCUCUUCAUCCCAGCUGUAACAAUCAUAGCUUGUGUACCCAAUAACCUGCCUGUCUUUGUGACCAUGUGUGUGAUGUUAGGAUUCAGCUUGGCAACCAUGUUCCUGCUGCCUUGGUCCAUGCUCCCGGAUGUGGUAGAUUACUUUGCCUUGAGAAACCCCUGCUGCAAGGACCUGGAGCCCCUGUUUUUCUCCUGCCAUGCCUUCUGCAGUAAGCUGGGGGGAGGUCUGUCUGUUAGAAUCUCAACCAUGACAUUACAUUUUGUGGGGUAUCGUGCAGGUGCUUGUAGCCAUAGUGAGGACGUGGUGACUGCUCUUAUUGUGCUGUUUGCCCCUGUGCCCAUCACCCUACUGCUGGUAGGGCUGGUCUUCUUCCACCUGUACCCCAUCAACGAGGAUUGACUCCUCCAGCUCCAGAGAGUGUUAGGAAGAGAUGUUGAAGCCAUAGAUUCAACUGAUAUAGAAGAGAAGAUAGGAUCACACAUUCAUUAGUCAAGACACCAAACACAUGAGUCCAGUCUGAAGUC
Oncorhynchus tshawytscha (Chinook salmon) is the source of this 1511-nucleotide messenger RNA. Its product is annotated as sodium-dependent lysophosphatidylcholine symporter 1-like. Gene Ontology annotation, cellular component: membrane. Lineage: Eukaryota; Metazoa; Chordata; Actinopteri; Salmoniformes; Salmonidae. The record is from RefSeq and is a predicted model, not a curated record. Gene Ontology annotation, molecular function: symporter activity. Gene Ontology annotation, biological process: carbohydrate transport.